Messenger RNA from Branchiostoma floridae (Florida lancelet), 646 nucleotides. RefSeq names its product 28S ribosomal protein S23, mitochondrial-like. Gene Ontology annotation, biological process: translation. The transcript has 2 exons. Gene Ontology annotation, molecular function: structural constituent of ribosome. Gene Ontology annotation, cellular component: ribosome; mitochondrion. The coding region runs from base 66 to 587 and encodes 173 amino acids. NCBI's taxonomy places the organism in Eukaryota, Metazoa, Chordata, Leptocardii, Amphioxiformes, Branchiostomatidae. The record is from RefSeq and is a predicted model, not a curated record.
AAACCUCUAAAUCACCAGAGGUCGGAGGUCAGUAACAAGAAGAGAGGUCAUCCAGUCGGUCCAACAUGGCUGGGAGUCGUUUGGAGAAGUUUGGCACGAUUUUUACCCGCGUUCGUGACUUGAUACGCGGGGGAGUGAUGAAGUACGAGGAAAGGCCGCUUUGGUACGACGUGUACGCGGCGUUUCCGCCCCGAGACCCACCACUGGCGGAGAGGAGUUACGAUAUCAAACCGGUCAGGCGAAUCCUGUAUCCUGAGGACAAGAUUCGAGCAGCUUUUUACAAGACCUACGGCACCCCCCGCCCCAUGGACCUGAGUGACCCGGACUCUGUGUCGGAGUGUCAGAAGUUCAUCCUGAAGUACCAACAACUGGAGAGACUGGGAAAGUACCAAGAAGAUGCUGAACUCUUUGAGGCAGCAGCAAGGGCACUACAGAGGGACGGGGUCGUCCUGAAAAAGAGACAGUUGAAACAAGUGACUGAUACUGUAGAGGAGCCACAGGAGAGUCAGAGAGACCCUGCACUGAACAUUCGCAUUAGUGACAUGAUAAAGGAAGCGCUACAGAAAACAGAGACAGAAAAAUUGUGACUUAGAUUCAUAGACUGAAAUGUGUUAUGGUACAAAUGUAUUGAAUUUCAUAAAAAUCA